Sycon ciliatum is the source of this 414-nucleotide messenger RNA. RefSeq names its product ataxin-8-like. The transcript has a single exon. The record is from RefSeq and is a predicted model, not a curated record. The annotation marks the transcript as partial. Lineage: Eukaryota; Metazoa; Porifera; Calcarea; Leucosolenida; Sycettidae.
CAACAACAACAACAACAACAACAACAACAACAACAACAACAACAACAACAACAACAACAACAACAACAACAACAACAACAACAACAACAACAACAACAACAACAACAACAACAACAACAACAACAACAACAACAACAACAACAACAACAACAACAACAACAACAACAACAACAACAACAACAACAACAACAACAACAACAACAACAACAACAACAACAACAACAACAACAACAACAACAACAACAACAACAACAACAACAACAACAACAACAACAACAACAACAACAACAACAACAACAACAACAACAACAACAACAACAACAACAACAACAACAACAACAACAACAACAACAACAACAACAACAACAACAACAACAACAACAACAACAACAACAACAACAACAACAACAACAC